This is a messenger RNA of Eucalyptus grandis, 751 nucleotides long. RefSeq names its product protein NUCLEAR FUSION DEFECTIVE 6, mitochondrial. The transcript has 4 exons. The record is from RefSeq and is a predicted model, not a curated record. NCBI's taxonomy places the organism in Eukaryota, Viridiplantae, Streptophyta, Magnoliopsida, Myrtales, Myrtaceae. Bases 173 to 466 code for a protein of 97 amino acids.
CUGCUCCGCCCAAACCCCCUGCACCGAAAACCCUAAACCCCUCGCGCGCCGCGACGAAGAAGACGAGUCCCUCCGCCGAAUUCCCCCCGAUUCGCCCCGCCGGAACGAACGGCUCGGCUUGAUUCCGACCGCCGCGAAGCUCUUUGAUUCCGUCAGCCGAACCUCGGCUUCAAUGGCGGCGUCCGCUUGCAACCGAGCUAUGCAGCGAGCUUCGACGUCCCUCGGACCGGCCCUCAGAUCAGGCGCUCGGUCGUCUCCUCAGCUCGGCUCCGCCUCCCCCCGAGUCCCUCUCCCCAGCCGGUCGACCGCCUCCCCGCUCCGCCGCUUCUUCUCUUCCAGGUCGCCGGCGGAGCUCGCAUGCGUGCAGUCGCUGCUGCCGCUGCACAACGCGGUGUCGGCGGCGCGGCUGACGUCGUGCCUGAGCACGACGUCGAGGAGUUGCCGGGCGCUCUCACAGGGCACAUGAUGUUCUGAAUGGUUGAACUUGAAAGAAAUGUGCUUGGUCUGUCGGUUCCAAGGUGACCUCUACUUGAAGAAGAGACUUGUGAUUGGAAAGUGAGUUUUUGUUGUAAAUCAGGGAAUUCUCUUUUGAGAUACCGACUGCUUCCUAUGAGAUAUUUUUUGAAAGCUCAUUGAUUUUGUUUCCCUCACUGACAGAAAGUGAAAAGCUUCGAAUAAGUAAUUAUAGAUGUUAUUUGUUUCUCUUCUGAUAUUUAUUUUUGGAAGUUAUCAUGCUAUUGAAUUCCUUAAA